Molecule: messenger RNA, 2278 nt
Organism: Aegilops tauschii subsp. strangulata
Lineage: Eukaryota; Viridiplantae; Streptophyta; Magnoliopsida; Poales; Poaceae
Product: lichenase-2
Biological process (GO): carbohydrate metabolic process
Molecular function (GO): hydrolase activity, hydrolyzing O-glycosyl compounds
Source: RefSeq, a predicted model, not a curated record
UCGAUCGAUCGGCCGGUUGUUGUCGGGGCCGUGCACAUAGAGACACGCGCCAGCUGACCGAUCAAUCUCUGACCAGUGAAGACCGUAUCCAUGCUGGUUGGUCCCGGGCCAAACAUCCAUGCCAUGGUACCAUCGAUCGGCUUUCUGUGAUCCUAUCUAUAUCUAUAUAUAAUAACCAGCAAGCGGAAACGAUUUCUUCAGGUACUUCUUGUUACUUGCUAUAUAUAUUUCAGCUAAGCCUGAAGCUUCGAUUUUAAGGAGAGAGAGAGAGAGAGAGAGAACGGCUUUGCAGGAGGAGAAGACGGCAACGGCGCAAGGCAUAGCUGGAGUCGCUUCUUCUAUGCUUUCGCUCCACAUGGCGUUGCUCCUCGGAGUCAUCUUCGCCUCCAUCCUUACAAGUACUGGAAGAGUAAUUCUCUGGGCCUUUGCAUCUCUUGAUUCAUGCAUGCAAGCAAAUUUCACAGGAGAAAGCAGGAAAAAUUCAACAGAAGCCAAACAAAGUUUGAAAGACAUAAGAUUUCAAAGAGCACACGCCUCCACCCAUGCAUGCAAAGCCAUGGCGAAGAGAGCUCGUCGACAUCCACUUGAUAUCCACUCACCCUAAAGCUGCGAGAACGGCCCCCCACCACCCGUGCUUUCUCUCUUUGUCCCGUGGACCAACACUGGAUUAAGAUAUUUUUCAUAUUUUUUAUGGGAUAUUUUUCGUACCGAAUAUGACGUUGUUUCAGUCAACGGCCUCAUCUACAAUAUAGCUUUUGUAAUGCAAGAAUAUUCUGAUUUUAAACAGCAUUUCAUGUUUUCACAAUUUACUUAUAACAAACCAACUGUGAUUAGUCAACACACUAUGCACCGAGAGAACUGUGGGAAAUUGUUCAUUUUAUUUGCGGCAGGAACUUCACAACAAUGAUAAUGCGAACAUGCUCCACCACACGUCCACACAUGCCACACCUACACGAGCAGGGCUCCCAACCACCCGCUAGAGCUGACGGACCGGACCAUGGACAAAUAACCUGAAUGUCGGUUAAUUCACAACGAACACAAUCUGCACGCACAAAUUUGAGCAUCGAACACAAUACUGUGAGGGAGUCGCUAGAAGACAGCCGCCUCGAAAUUCAAAGGGGCAAGUCGAUUUCUAACUUUCUAUUUCAACCGUUGGAUUAAGAUCCAACUUCCAGGGCUUCAUCUUCAACCUCGAAACGGAGCGGCCUCGGUGGGCGUGUGCUACGGCAUGAGCGCCAACAACCUGCCGCCCCCGAGCACCGUCGUCGGCAUGCUCCGGGACAACGGCUUCAACUCUGUGCGCCUCUACGCGCCGGACAGUGACGCGCUGGCGGCACUCGCCGGCACCGGCAUCGGCGUCAUCGUCGGUGCUCCCAACUACGUGCUCCCCGAGAUGGCCUCCAGCGCGUCCGCGGCUUCUGCGUGGGUCCGCGCCAAUAUCGCGGCACACCCAGAUGUGUCCUUCCGGUACAUCACCGUGGGCAACGAGGUGGCCGGCAGCGACACGCAGUACCUGGUCCCAGCGAUGGAGAACAUGCACGGCGCGCUGGCCGCGGCCGGGCUGGGAGACGCCGUCAAGGUCACGACGGCGAUAUCGCAGGCCACCAUCGCCGUGCACGUGCCGCCGUCGGCCGGCGAGUUCGCUGACGAGUCCAAGCCGUUCCUGCUCCCCGUGCUGCAGUUCCUGGAGCGCACCGGCGCGCCGCUCCUCGCCAACCUGUACCCGUACUUCGUCUACACGUACAAGGCCGCCGGCGACAUGGACGUGAGCUUCAUGCUGUUCACGGCGGCGGGGACGGUGGUGCAGGACGGCGAGUACGGGUACCAGAACAUGUUCGACGCGAGCGUGGACGCGGUGCACGCGGCGGUGGAGCGGCUCGGGGUGAGCGGCGUGGACGUGGUGGUGUCGGAGACCGGGUGGCCGUCGGCGGGCGGCGAGGAGGCGUCGGUGGAGAACGCGAGGACGUACAACCAGAACCUGGUGAGCCACGUGGGGAAGGGCACGCCGCGGCGGCCGUGGAAGGUGGAGACGUACGUGUUCUCCAUGUUCAACGAGAACCUCAAAGAGGCCGGCGUGGAGCAGAACUGGGGGCUGUUCUACCCCAGCACCGAUAGGGUCUACCCCAUCACCUUCGGCAAGUGAACUUGAUUCAGUUCAUGCGUCGUCCAUCCAUGUACGCGGCUAUGGUCAUAGACCGAUAGACGUGUAUAUACAGUAUAUAUAUUUAUUGAGUGUGUAUUUGUGUGGCUGAUUUUUUAACAUUUGAUUUAAUUUAAA